UUUUUUACAGUACCCGGUUUUCAAAUGAGGUCACGUAUAUAUAAUAAACAAAUUCACCUUCAACUUUUUUUCUUCCCUCUUUAUUUUUUAUUCCACCGUUUUUCACAUUCCCUAAAAUCUCCUCUUCCACCAUGUCCUCCAGGGUUUGCAAGUUCUAUGCCCGAGGGAUAUGUUUGAAAGGGGAUCAAUGUGAUUUUUCUCAUCAGAGAAAGGAUACUCAUCAAAGAAAGGAUAAUCCAGUUGAUAAACAGAUUUGCUCCUAUUAUCAGAAAGGUUCUUGUGCUUAUGGUAGUCGGUGCAGAUAUAAGCAUGUCAAAGCUUCUCAAGCAUCAUCUUCGGCAUCUUUGGUUCCAAAUUGUGCUGUGGCUCACGGUGUUAAACUAGCACCGAGUUGGGUUCCGAAGGUUACAAGAGUUCCUCCUCCGCCUUGCAAGCAUGGCGUAAGGAGUUUUCAACACAACCAUCAGGACUCUAGCGAUGUUGGUGAAUCUAGUAGUACUGGUAGUACUAGUGCUAGACUGCAUGGACAUUUGUUUUGUAAAUUUGCCGCGGCAAACUGUCCCUUUGGACAUGGAUGUUCUCGUGUUCAUGGAAAUCAAUGUUUAUACUGUAGAAAAUAUUGCUUGCAUCCUAGUGAUAGAAGAGAAAAAGAAAAUCAUUUGAAGACUUGUGACAAAAAGGAAAAGUACGUUCUGGCUUUGAAAAAUAGCGAAGAAAUAGAAUGCAAUGUUUGUCUCGAGCGUGUCCUUUCCAAACCCAAACCAUCAGAACGGAAGUUUGGGUUGCUUCCAGAAUGUGACCAUGCUUUUUGUUUGUCAUGUAUCCGCAAUUGGCGUAAUAGUGCCCCAAGCUCUGAAUUUGAAACGGGUAAUAAUAUCAAUACAGUUAGAACCUGCCCUGUUUGCCGCCAACUAUCAUAUUUUGUCAUUCCAAGUGGUAUUUGGUAUACUACAAAGGAAGAAAAACAGGAAAUUAUUGAUAACUACAAGGCAAACUGCAGAUUGAUUGAUUGCAAACAUUUCGAAUCUGGUAAUGGGAAUUGUCCAUUUGGGGCUAGUUGUUUUUACAAGCAUACAGUGAAGCCUGGCUCAUACACAUGGAUACACCACAGGCCUCCACCUCAACGUAAACAAACCGAUUUUGAUAUGUAUGACAUGUUGGACAUGCUCAGUGAAGUCGAUCUAUCAAGCGGAGAAUUUUAUUCCAUCAUGAGGGACUCAGAAUUUUUUGAUGAGAUGGAUCCAUUAGAGAUGAUGGCUUUAUCAGAUUCUCAGGCUGGUGGUUCGGUUCCCUGUUUGGGUCCUUUUGAGUCUGAUGAUGAGGGGGAUAACUUCAAUGUUUUUCGAAUGGCUGCUAUGUCAGAGGCCCUAGAUAACUUGGAUGAUUUUGGCCCUGAUGAUUUUGGCCCAGAUGAUUUCGACCCAGAUGAUUUUGAUGAAUUGGAUCCUAUGGAGGCAGCCUUGAUAUCCAUGAUGAUGCAUUCCAAUAUUGAUGAAGAUAGUGAGGAUGAGUAUUAGAUUUUCUUGGUUCAUUUGAUGCCUAUAUUUUAACAGUUUUUGGAGAGUUUCCUUUAAAAUGUAACUUAUCUUUUUUGAUGAAAAAUCAUUUGGCAGGAACUUAGAUUAUCAUUCUAGUUUGCGAUUUGCUUAGAACUCGUGUCGUGUCUAUAUAUCAUAUGCCAUUUGAAGGUCGUGUGCUAUUGAAGGAGUUUUGGCUUUAAGGGUUUUGUGUUGGAUUUUGUGGCUCAUGUAGCUAUUUUGCUCAAGUGAUGAUGGAAUAGGUAAAGUUUGGUUGAGUUUGAAUCUA
Messenger RNA from Lathyrus oleraceus (garden pea), 1806 nucleotides. RefSeq names its product E3 ubiquitin-protein ligase makorin. Gene Ontology annotation, molecular function: ubiquitin protein ligase activity; metal ion binding. The record is from RefSeq and is a predicted model, not a curated record. NCBI's taxonomy places the organism in Eukaryota, Viridiplantae, Streptophyta, Magnoliopsida, Fabales, Fabaceae. Gene Ontology annotation, biological process: protein polyubiquitination. The transcript has 5 exons. Bases 132 to 1517 code for a protein of 461 amino acids.